Morus notabilis is the source of this 1627-nucleotide messenger RNA. RefSeq lists its product as uncharacterized. The record is from RefSeq and is a predicted model, not a curated record. Gene Ontology annotation, biological process: regulation of DNA-templated transcription. Gene Ontology annotation, molecular function: transcription coregulator activity. Lineage: Eukaryota; Viridiplantae; Streptophyta; Magnoliopsida; Rosales; Moraceae. Bases 241 to 1365 code for a protein of 374 amino acids. The transcript is spliced from 4 exons.
AUAUUUCUCUCCCCCCUAUACUUACCAUUUGUGGAACUGCAUUUUUGGUCAGUGAGUAAGACACGGAGAGUAUUUCAAUUAACAACACCAAAUAAAAGCAGAAGCCGAGGCUGAACAAGAAGAAGCAGCUGAAGCUAAUAUUUUUACAAGUUUUCUUCUCAAAAAUCAGUUCUUUUUUUUUUUUUUUUCCCUCUCUGUUUUUGAGUCUUUUUUGAAGAGUUAAAAAGCAAGGAAGGAGAUAUGCCUAGACCAGGGCCAAGACCUUAUGAGUGCGUUAGAAGAGCUUGGCAUAGUGAUAGACACCAACCCAUCAGAGGUUCUCUUAUUAAAGAAAUUUUCAGGGUUGCGAACGAGAUUCAUAGCUCGUCCACUAAGCAGAACAAAGAGUGGCAAGAAAAGCUUCCCAUGGUUGUGCUCAAAGCAGAAGAAAUCAUGUACUCUAAAGCCAAUUCUGAGGCUGAGUACAUGGACCUUAAAACACUCUGGGAUCGAACAAAUGACGCCAUUAACACCAUCAUUCGACGCGACGAGAGCACCGAAACCGGCGAGUUUCUUCAGCCUUGCAUUGAAGCUGCUCUCAAUUUGGGGUGUACACCGAGAAGAAGCUCAAGAAGCCAAAGGAAUUGUCAUCCAAGAUGUUAUCUGAGCCCCAACACUCCUGAUGUGUCCCCAAGCAUGGCAGACAAUUCUGCUAAUGGUUCAACUUUUGUGAGACCCUCAAACCAUCUAAGCUCUGAUCCUAGAAGCCUAGUAGCGCAGAAUAACAUUUCGACCGCUAUAAAAUUCGAGAAUGUUCCUCCGUCAAACUAUGAAAAACUCCUAGCCAUGAGUAACUACGCGGCAACCAACUCGUUUUCUACAUACCCUCUGUGCUACCCAAAUUUCCCUCAGUUUGGACAACUCCAACCGGGAUGCGUUAAUUUGCCUCCUAAGCCGGUCUCUGAUGUUUUGGAGACCGCGAAAGGUGGCGCCGUGUUGAGUUCCGCUUGUCAUGAAGAUGCUUCUAAGAAGAACGUAGAACCAAGUAUUAGAGAAGUAGCUGAGAAAACAUGCAAAAUUGGUUGUGAUCUGUCUUUGCGGUUAGGCCCUCUUUCUGUUGCGGUCCCAAGUGUCGAAAACAAGCAAUCCCAAGAUGUCAAAGAGGUUAGUCCUCAAGGAGGGGGCAAGUUUUGUGAUGAGUUACCAAUAUUAGAUAAAGGGUUCCCUUUGUUCCCUAGAGGCAAUGCAUACGAGGCAUUAGGGUCAUACAACAGUAUAGAGGCGACAGUGAGAAAGAGGAAGGCGGUUUUUGAUCAACCGGUGACGGAGGAUCAGCAGUUUUGUUUGCCGGCGAAGCUUCCAUUUAGCCACCUGACACGCUUGUAGGUUGAAUCAGAGCUUCAGUAAGUUUGCUUCAACCUCUCGGUAAUGGAUUGGUUAAUGUGUAGCGCUGAAGUCCUUUUUUUUUUUGGGGGGGGCAAUUUUGUCGUGCUCUGGGGCUGUGUUAUGCACCCGUAGUUGCUAUGUAGUGAGGUGAGAUGUAAAUAUUAAAUCAAGGUGAAUUAGAUAGCUGAACGGAAGAACUAAUUGCAGAGCCUUUUGAUCAGCAAUGUACUGAAAAAAAAAAAAAAAAGGGUUGUUCCUAGCA